Myotis myotis is the source of this 3454-nucleotide messenger RNA. RefSeq names its product retrotransposon Gag like 5 (gene RTL5). The record is from RefSeq and is a predicted model, not a curated record. NCBI's taxonomy places the organism in Eukaryota, Metazoa, Chordata, Mammalia, Chiroptera, Vespertilionidae.
GUCAGUGAGAGGCGCAGCCCAGGAUCGAGCCGCAGUCUACUCCUUCCAGAGCCGCUGGGGUGCCGCCGAGUGCUGCUGACUCGCCGCCUGCGACCUCCGCUCGGCGCCUCUGGGCUCCUGCCGCUGUCCGCCCAUUCCGGUCCCCUGGACCAGGACCCCGGGCGAGUCCAGAUGUCCGAGGCGUCAGGAAACCUCAAUAGCCUACGCAUGGCGAACGUGGCCCUGCGAGAAGAAUUAAAUGCCCUUCACGGGGAGAAUGCCAAUUUGGGCCUUCAGCUCGGAAGAGCCCUGGCUGAGGUGAAUUCCUUGCGGGGCAAUGUCUCCAGCUUUGUGCGCUGGCCAGUGCCGGUCCUAGCGGAGGAGAACUUUGAGUUCCCGCUCAGCGAGAUAGACUCCGAGCCCGAGGGCGAACUGCCCUUCAUGUGCUGGCCUCCCCCACGCACGGAGCCCGAGCGCGCCUCAGAGGAGCUGUUGGUCAACGCCAUCCAGGACUGCGGCACCUCAGAAGGCCAGGUCGACCCUCCCCCGCAGCCCAGCCCGCCCCCGCCAGCGCCGGUGCUGCCCCUGCCCGCCUCCAAGGAACUGCCCCCGCAGCCUCCUAUGCCGCCUCUGGAGUGGCCUGAGCUAGAGCCCUUUUCAGGCGACCCGGUCUACCUGCCGGAAUUCCUGAUGCGGCUAGAGACCUUCAUAGCCGACCAGGAGGAUCAUUUCCCUGGGGGUGCUGAGCAGGUGGCCUUUCUGAUUUCCUUUUUCACUGGUGACACCAAGGACUGGGCCAUCUCAGUCACCCAGGAAGGAAGCCCCCUGCAUGCCAACAUCCCGCGCUUCCUGGAUGAAAUCCGUAAGAAAUUCUAUGGCCCCAUCCCCCCAAGUGUGGCGAAAAAGGCCAUCCGCAAGCUUACGCAGGGAAACUGUACCCUAGGCAGCUAUGCAGAUGCUUUUCAGCUCCUGGCCCAAUUCUUAUCUUGGGAUGACUGCCGCCUUCAAAACCAGUUCCUCAAAGGCCUUUCAGAAUUCUUCCGCAAGGAGCUCUUAUGGUCAACUCAAAUGGCCGACCUGGAUGAGCUGAUUCUUGAAUGUGUGGAUAGAAAAGUGCGUGUCCCUAAGCCAAUCCCACUCCCUGGGGUUCGCAAUAUCUUCUUCCCUUUUGCUGCAGACCCUAAUGUCGAGGGCAGUGGAGAAGAGCGCUACAGUGAGGAUGAAGAUGCAGAGGUGCACAGGCGCAGGCUUCACAAGGACCAGCGGAGGUAUGUGAGAGCUAUUCAGCAAGAGAUGAGGGAGCAGGAGGAAAAGAGGAAAAAGGAGAUGAGGAAGGAGGAGGAGAUAUAACAGAACCAGGAGGAGGACAACGACAAUGAAGACGAGAUCGUGGUGGAUGAUACAGAUGAGAAAGAGGAAGAAAUGAGGAAGAAUAAUGAGGGUGAGAAAAAGGAUGAGGAUAAGGGCCAGGAACCAGGGCAGGAGCCAGAGCAGGAGCCAGAACCCGAGGAAGAGACAGAGGAUGAGGCCCAGGAUGAUGACCUAGAUGAGUUCAUGGACGUGAUGCCGACCUAUGCCAAUGCUUCAUCCCAGACUUCUGGCUUCUAUUAUGAAAAUUUCCUAGAUACAUCACCUCCCAUAAUACAGGCCAGCAGACGGAGGAACCAGAAUCGAGUCCCACUGCUGGAGGGCCUUCCAGGUACCAAUUCACCCUUCUAUAGUUCACCACCACUGAUUCGCAGGGCAGGUCGGUUGGUGCAACGCCAAACUCGAAGGCGGCCCCCAGUACUAUUCCGCCUCACUCCAACAGGAGGCCAUCGGGCUGCACGUGGCCGAAUUCGCGUGUGAGUGCUGGGGGAGAUGGCCACCCAGAACACACCCUUCCACUGCGCCCCCUCUACUUGCUAUUGCUGCCACACCUUGCCCCCUUUUCUGACUAGUACUUAAGGGAGUUCCAGACCUGAAGAACCUGAAGAAGGCCUGUAGAACUCCAGACCAUCUUGCAGCCAUGACCACUUGGGAAAGGAGGGCUCAGCAAUAGCUGUCCUCUUGACUGUGCACUCUGCUCAGUCCUACCACAAGCUAGUGAGCAGGUUUCUGGGCCUAUUCCCGUAAAUGAACUGGUCAUCCCCUUGCAUUUCCCCUCUAAUUGUUCCUAACCCUGUGUUCUAUGAUUUUAUCAACUCUGACUGGCUCACCAGAGCUUUACCCAAUACCUCAAUAAUCUGCCCCAAUAAGUGAAAGGAUGGGCUACACUGAACUCCUGAGGACAUUUACUAGAUAUAAUCAACAGAGAGCAGGAUGGGAUCCAUAAAUGUGCCUAGAAGCUUACACUUGGUUCAUCCUCCAGCAGAAGGGCCCAAAGAGGACCCUACAUGUAGUCUAGUGAGGGUGGGCAAAGCUACUUGUCAAAUGGACAUUUCACUGAGGUUUGUCCUUGGUGGCUGAGCAAGCUAGUUCAACCUUCCCUCAGACUACUGUAUCAGGGUCUUUGGACAAGCUCACCAAAUCUGGGGCCCUUUCUUCUUACCACACUGCCCUCCCAGGCAUCCCUGGUGGACAGAACUCAGUGUUACCCCUUUCCUUGGUGUUGCCUGGAAAAUGGGGGAGGAGGAAGAAGAGGAGAAAAAAGCAGCAACAACUCAGUUUGACAUUGUGAGGAGUGACUCUUUCCUUAGGGAUGGUGGUCUCCUCCCCAGGCCAGGUCUUGGACUGCAACCCCCAGCCAAAGGUCUUUGCAGGAGACUUGCCAUCUUUGGGGGUUCAUAGAAGGCCUAACUGGCCUUUCCUUCCCGGACUACCAAUGACAGAGAGGGCCCAAGGCCUGCUCUUUAACUUCAACUUAAAGGAUUCCAUAGUUCUCAGAAGAGAGAGGAAGUUUCUCUCUACAGAGACUGUAUCCUGUCAGCCAGGCCAUCCUCACGUCUCUCACAUGGGGGGCAAGCCAUAGCCUGAAGCUGGGCUUCAAUUAGAUGGUAAGGCUGGAGAGGGUGACUGCCGACUGCCUCCUAGUAACUCCUGGGACUUCUGGGUACAAACCUAGGGACCCUUAUAAAAAGUCCUGCUGCUUGCCAUGGGUCCAGAAACUAUGUCACUGGCCACAGAAUUCUAGGCAAAUCCACUGUUGGCCUGAACUGCCCUUGACACUGAGCUGGGCAAGCACAAUCAAAGUGUCUGUAGUCAGAAGGAAUAGAGCAGAGUAAAUCAAGCCUCUGUUCCUCACUGGAGUCUGGUAGAUAGCCUCAUCCCAGCCUUAGGAUUUUGAGCUUGGAAGAGGAAGGAGCUGGAGGAUGACCAGUUCGCUGGCUGGUUGCUGGUGAGGUCUCUACUCAUCAGCAGAAGUGUGUUUUCAGUAUGUCUUUUCAAAGCGGAGAUCAUCCUGCAAGCUCAUAAUCAGGAUUUAAAACGGCUGCCACCUAUGCAGUCAGUCAUGCACACUGAAUAAUUGAGCUAUUUCCUCAGGAGAGAGUUCCAG